Molecule: messenger RNA, 1465 nt
Organism: Truncatella angustata
Lineage: Eukaryota; Fungi; Ascomycota; Sordariomycetes; Amphisphaeriales; Sporocadaceae
Product: retinol dehydrogenase 12
Exons: 2
Coding region: 213-1226 (337 amino acids)
Source: RefSeq, a predicted model, not a curated record
CACCAACGGUUACAUACCUGACGAUGACUGUCGGUUGCCUACAGCGAAGUGCAACUCCAGAAGGCUCGAAGUGUAUAGCACGCCGAUGCUCACGUCAGGUUUAAGCAAAUCUAUAUAUCAACCGAGUUGCUCACCUGCAUUUCGUUCGCCAGGGGCAGCUCAUUAUUAUUUCGGGAUUUGACUAGCCUGUAGCUUCGCACCCCACAUUUAUCAUGUCGUCAAGCCUCCAAGCCGACGCUCAAUACGAAACCACCAUCAGGGGUUUCCUGAACCGGCAACGCACGAUACCCACGCCUCUGCCUGGAGAUCUGCGCGUUACAGGUCAAACUGCCAUCGUCACAGGGAGCAAUGUGGGCCUUGGUCUUUCAGCGUCCCGGCAGCUGCUGGGGCUCGGGCUUUCCCAUCUGAUCAUGGCUGUACGUUCACCAGCCAAAGGCGAGGCGGCAGCGAGUCGAUUACGCAAGGAGUUUCCUGACUCACAGAUUUCCGUCUGGAUCCUCGAUAUGGAGUCGUAUGACUCUAUCCGCAAGUUUGUAGAGCAGUGUGCCACUCUACCACGUCUAGACAUCGCAAUCCUCAAUGCCGGGGUGAUGACCUUCUCAUACAAAACUGUUGCGGACACGGGUCACGAAGUCUCAAUGCAGGUCGACUAUCUUUCGACGGUGUUUCUGGCCCUACUGCUUAUCCCAGUCCUCAAGUCUAAGAAAGUCCCUCACGCUUCAAGACCACCGGUGCUCAAUAUCGUAGGGUCCGACAUGGCGUAUUGGGCCUCUAUGAAGACAAAGGAACCAAUCUUGCCGCAGUUCGAUGAUCCUAAAACUUUCAGCUCGGCCGCCGCGUACGGCAACUCGAAGCUGCUAUUGAUAUUUUUCGUGGCUAAGCUUUCCGAGCUUGUUAAGCCAAGCGAUGUUUUACUCAACCUGUCUAAUCCUGGAAUGACCAAAGGAACAUCCUUCGGCCGCGACGGCAACGUGGUCGUUAAGAAGAUCUUUGAUGUCGCCAAGUUCUUUUUAGCAAGAUCGGCAGAUCUCGGUGCUUCUAUAUACCUUGACGCAGCUUUGACGCGAGGCGCUGAAAGCCAUGGGAGCUUCAUCAGUGAUUGGGCCAUCAAGCCCUUUCCGCCGGUUUGGUACACGGAAGAAGGACGGGAGCUGGGUGCAAGACUUUGGGAUGAAACUAUGAAAGAGUUGCAACCUGCCGGCGCCUCACUACCUGAGAAAUCAUGAAGAGAGAACGCGGAAAAUGCCGUGUUUUGUAAUUGCCUGUAAUUAUUUUAUGGAUUGAUUUUUUUCUUUGGUGAAAAGCGACUUUUCCUCUAGAGGAUCUGAAUCAGGAUUAGCUGAGCAUGGGCUACGAUGAUAGCCAGUGGUUUAGGUGGACUCACUCAAUGUGAACCUGAUUAGAUGGCGCCCAAAGUGCUGUUGGUGAGACUAGACUAAAAGGAAACUAAUCAAUCAUGUCGCUG